Messenger RNA from Vanessa tameamea, 2395 nucleotides. RefSeq names its product THO complex subunit 5 homolog (gene thoc5). Gene Ontology annotation, cellular component: THO complex part of transcription export complex. Bases 174 to 2246 code for a protein of 690 amino acids. The transcript is spliced from 5 exons. The record is from RefSeq and is a predicted model, not a curated record. NCBI's taxonomy places the organism in Eukaryota, Metazoa, Arthropoda, Insecta, Lepidoptera, Nymphalidae. Gene Ontology annotation, biological process: mRNA export from nucleus; positive regulation of DNA-templated transcription, elongation. Gene Ontology annotation, molecular function: mRNA binding.
CUGUCUGUUUAUCCUAUUUUGUGCGUGUGGGGUUAUUAUUUUGUUCGCCGUAUAAGUUAUAUAUUCUGAAUAUUAGAAAGAUUAAUGGUUUUUACUAUUAGUUAUUCAUAACUUCUGAUGUAAAUUUAAUAUUUUAAUCUGUAAUAGCUAAAAGAGUAUUAUAACAAGUUGCCAUGGGUAAAGACGAUGUAUCAACUAAGAAGCGGCGAAAAUUAAACACAACAUCUAGCGAAAAUACUAAACAGUCACCAACAGAUAUAUAUAAGAGAGUAAUCGAAUUCGAAGAAACCGAAGCACAACUACGUUCUGCUGAAAAAGAUUCUGCUCUGUUUAAAAAGAUAUGCCAUGAUGUGAGACAGCUGUUUGCAGAUAUUGCCGAAUUAAAAGCCAAAGGAACAGACGAGGCAAAGGAAAAAAUUACUGCAAAAAGAAUUGAAGCUUCAUUGCAUUUGGUAGCAUUAAAGAAGCUUAAUCGUUUAGAAAAAGUCCGUACAAGAGCUGGCCGUGAUGCAUUACACAAAGAAAAACAAAGAGUGGAUUCCACACAUUUACUUUUACAAAAUUUGCUAUACGAGGCUGAUCAUUUAAAUAAAGAAGUAACUAAAUGUUUACAAUUUAAAUCUAAGGAUGAAGAAAUAGAAUUGAUAUCUAUGGAAGAAUUUUAUAAAGAUGCACCUAUUGAAAUUUCACGACCAGAAAUUACAAAAACUGAUGAGCAUCAAUUGCAACUAGCAAGGCUUGAAUGGGAACUGCGUCAACGUAGAGAACUAGCCGGAGCAUGCAGUGAGUUAGUUGCUUCCAAAGAACGUGUGGCUGCAGCCAUAGCUGCUGCCCGCUCUAGAUUAGAUGCUUUGGCUCCUCAUCUUAAGGAUGUAUUAAAGGCCACAAAGCCUCUCCAAGAAUGUUUAGCAUUAAGACUAGAUGAAAAAAGAGAUGAAACUAGAGCUGCAACACUUCUUUCACCACCUUUGUUUUUGCUCUAUGCCAAUGCCAAUGCAUAUUCGGAUGCUCUUGGUUCCAAAAAUGUUUCCGUUGGUAUAUCUGGAGAUGAAGAUGAAGCAAGAAGGCUUGAUCAACUCUCAAAUGUUGAAAGUGAAUUAGUUGUUUCAAAUGAUUCGGAUUCAGAUCAAGAAAAUAAUGAUGAAGAUCAAAGAGAUUCGAAGAAGAAGCGGCAUCACAGGUCAUCUAAAAUAUCAAAAGAGGAGAAAGCAGAAGCUAAGAAAAAGGAAGUUCUCAAAAAACACCCAUUAAAUGUUCAAGUGACUAUUACUAAUAGUGACGGCACUGCAUUAAAUCUUAUCUUUUCAUAUAUGAUACAUCUUAAAAUAGUAGUGGUCAAAUUUACUAUGAAUUUUCCAAAACCUAUUACUGGAGUGUCUGCUGCAGAUGUUUUGAAUGGUGAUUGUGUUUUGAAUGAACUAUAUGUAGGUGACACGGGUAAUGACUCACCACAUCCAGCAACUGCUUACUUAUUGAAAGCUGCUGGUAUAUCAGAAAAUUUUCCACAUUUUAUUUCAGAAGUUGGUAAACCAUACAUAUGGGCUCAGAGAAUGUGUGGUCUAGAUUUUAUGGCAGUAUCUGUUGAUACUCAAAAAUGCAAUAAAAACUUCCUUCCUUGUCAAAGUCUUAGUGUUGCAAGUGUUGAAAAUUUUAUUUUCACUUUAAAGAGAAGACUUAAAGCUAGGAUUGAUUUAAUGAAAGAAUUGCAAGAUUUAGAAUGUGGUAAAGUUCUACCUGCAAAGGGCUUAUUGUGUCCAGUAAGAUUAUCCGGUUCUUUGACUCAAUGGCAAACUGUGUCUUGGAAUGAAUACAGUCAUGCUCUUUCAACAUCAUUUGUUAUAUCUGAAGGGUUGGUGACUCCUGAUAAUAUGCUCUACCGUGCAAUUAUCACAAGACAGUCUGCUAAACUUGUUGCAAUGGUAGCAGUAAGUAGUGAUUACCCAAAGCAAGCACCUAUAUUUUCGUUAACUUUACACUGGAAUGGAACACACCAUGCUGGCACAAGUGAUGACAUUAGAGAUAUAGAACGAGUAAUUAAUACCAAUUGGCAAAAUACAGAAAAAAGGCUGUGCACUCUUUCCACACAAAUGAUGAAACUGUUAACAUGUUUGGAUGUUCUUUUGGAGACUAUGGGUUCCUCAGAAUUUCCUCCUGAUAAAGUUAUGUUACAGUCUAUCCGAGGAAGGAAUAGAAUGAAGCCAUACAAGUAUUUAAAACAAGGUACUGGAAUUUUUGUACAGAAUUAAAAUCUUGCAUAUUUUAAUACCAUGUAUGAUGUGAAUAAAAUCGUUUAUUCUUUCUAUAAAUGAUUGCUUAUUGCUAAGAUUUAAAACAUCCCCAUAAUUUUAGUGUUAGAAAUAAUAUUUUAUUAAUAAAAACAAAACAUUAAUAUAUA